Paralichthys olivaceus (Japanese flounder) is the source of this 2807-nucleotide messenger RNA. Its product is annotated as protein NLRC3-like. Gene Ontology annotation, biological process: regulation of apoptotic process. NCBI's taxonomy places the organism in Eukaryota, Metazoa, Chordata, Actinopteri, Pleuronectiformes, Paralichthyidae. The record is from RefSeq and is a predicted model, not a curated record.
UUCUGAUUCAUACUAGGAUUGUUUCAGAUUAGUGAUGGUGGAGACUGAAGGUUGCAAUUCUUGUUUGACAGCAAUCGGGGUUCUGCGAGUUUCCCUCGUGGAUGAACUGGAAGGACGAAUUGACUCGCUGCUAGAGGUUUUAGUGAAUCAAGAGUUGUUCACUCGUGAUGAUCGUGAAGAGGUGCUGUGUCAGCCAGGGCCCCGGUCGAGAGUGAGAAAGGUUUUGGAUAUCCUGGGGUGUAAAGGUGAGGAAGCAGCCAAGGUAUUUCUUAACAUUAGCAGUCAUCAGGAAGAGGCACAGAGGCAUUCCAAAGAACUCAAUACUCAACCUCAGUCUGUUGAGUAUAACAAAGUCAAACAAAAGCAUGAAGACGUCCUCAGGCGCCGGAGUGAGAGCAUGCUCUUCUACAACACCCGACAUGGAGAGAAAAACUUUUUUUCCGAACAUUACGUCAAUCUCCUGUUGGUUGACGGACACCAGGGCUUGGAUAUAAAAAGACACGAGGUGCUGACAUUUGGACAAAAGCGACUAUCUAUGCAGCAGAAGUCAGCAGUACAUAGGAAAAUAGCGCCAGCUGAACUCUUUUCAAGUGCAUAUGGAAACCGUCCAGUCAAGAAGGUUCUGGUUACAGGGGUUGCUGGUAUUGGAAAAACCAUCCUGGUGCAGAAGAUGAUGUUCGAUUUUGGUGGGAGAAAGAACCAUCUUGCGUUUGAUUUUAUCAUCCACAUGACCUUCAGAGACCUCAAUCUGAUCGACAAACCAACAAACUUCCGGGAGUUGGUAUUGCGAAAAAACCAGCACCUUGCUAAAGAGCUGGAUAACAUUUUAGCGAACGACGAAAAGCUGCUGAUCAUCUUGGAUGGCUUUGAUGAGUUCAGACACUACAGAAGCUGUAAUGUGGAUGUUUUUGUGACCGAACCAGAUGAAGAUGCGGAGGUGGUGGAGGUCUUAGGGAGUCUGAUUCAGGGUGAACUUCUUCCCAACGCUUCUGUCAUGCUAACAAGUCGACCUGCAGCCUUCAACCACAUACCUGUUGGCUGCGUCGACCGCUUUGUGCUCAUCACUGGCUUCUCCUUGACUGAAGUUCGAGACUUCUUCUUACGCUAUUUCCAAGAUGACGCCUUUGCUGACCGCAUGUUUGCAGUGGUGUCAGCGAAUGAACUCAUGUUAACACUGUGUUACAUACCUGCAUUUUGCUACAUUGUGUGUUGCAUCCUAAAAGAAACCAAAGAUCUCUGUGGAGAAAGCCCCAAGACCAUGACAGACAUUUAUGUGCAGUAUCUGGUGGCCUUGAUUCGCUCUCACACUCAGUCAAGAGCCGAAACAUUUCUUCAAGAGCAAAGUGCAAGGAGCAUAGACCAACUGUCUGACAUAGUGAUAAAGCUGGGUCGACUCGCCUUCCAAAAGCUGAUGGAGCAUCAGACACUAUUCUACAGCAGCGACAAAGAUAUGGCAGCUUUAGAGGGAUGCAGCCUUGUUAGUACCUUUCUUGAUAAGACAGUAGCACAAGAGCCCGGCUAUACUGAAGAGGUGUACUCCUUUGCGCACCUCACUGUUCAAGAGUUCUUUGCAGCAGUCUACUGUGCAGUGACCGAUCACCCUUUACCUGAUGCAAGUCCAGGGGGGAGGACAAACAGAGGAAAUUUUGACCUUUUCAACCGUUUCCUGGCUGGAAUCCUCUCCGAACGCAAUACUAAUCUUCUAUCAAGGCAUUUGGGGCUGUCUUACCACAAAGAAAAAGUGGACACCUAUCGGCAGAGGAUCAUCGGAGAACUUGCAGUGCUCUGUGACAAUGGGGCCCAUAUCCUGAAUCAUUUACACUGCCUAUUUGAGCAGCAGGACCCCUCACUAGCCCUUGCCGUGGAGCCCAAGACACUACGAGUCAACGUUAGCGAUGAAACACUUUCACAAAUGGAUUACAAUGCCAUCAAGUACUUCCUGAACUUCAUGGAGGGCAAAAUAUCUGAGCUGGAUCUGACAGGGACUGGAGUCAGCUGCGAGGCACUUAGGGAUAUCCAGCCCCUACUGCUUAGAUGUGAGAGUCUUUGGCUUGGAGAAAACAACCUGGACAUGGACAGUGUUCAGGUCAUUGCUGAUGUGCUGCAAGUAUCAGACGCUAUAACCCACCUCGGCAUUGGAUGGUCAAACGUUGGCGAUGAUGAACUACUGGUUCUUUCUAGUGCCAUACGGGUAAAAAAAAAACUAAUGGAAUUGUGGAUGGAGGGAAACCGGGUUAGCUGCAGAGGUCUGCAGUCACUCAGCGACUUGACCCCAAACCCUCUGAAAAAAGUUGUCGCUAUCUGGAAUGACCUGACAGACACCGAGCCAGAGUCCGGGUGCAGCCAAGAAAGCAUCACUGUGAACUUCACCGACGACCACAUGUGGGAGGCCUGGGGGCAGUGGGUCUUCAAACGGUGUGAGGUCAGCAGCAACGAGAAGCUGGUGAUGGUUCUGCAUAAAGUGUGCAACAUAUCGGUCCACUACUUAGAGGUCCAGUGGGUGAGGACCUUCUACAAGCAACUAUUGCAGCUCAUCAAGCACAGGAUUGAGUCAUGCACCGAGGAAGACAUGUGCAAGAAGCUCAGAAAGUUUGAGAAUAUUUUGAACCCCUGAAACAGUCUGACUACACUGUCUGUACUCACCUCAAGUUAUAAGAUAAUAAAUACAGAUUAAAUGUCUGUUUGAUGCUGAAUUUUUUGUGGGAAAAUAAGUAAGUAAGCCAUAGCAAUACUGAGUGUCAACCAAAAGUGGCCUGAAUUUGUUUUGUUUUAUCUUGGCCGUAUUCACCAUUUACGACAUGGACCAC